AUGGCCAGGAGAAGGAACUACAACAAGAAGAAGACGUUCGGUGCCCGCGACGACACCAAUGCUCGCAAGGGCUGGAACGAGCUAGUCAGAGAGAACGCCAAGUGGGAGAGCUACUACAAGCUUUUGCAAUUGUUCCCAGCUGAACAGUGGGACGAGUUCAAGACCACCUGCCAGUCGCCUUUGCCGCUAACUUUCAGAGUCACUGGCUCCAGAAAGCACGCUGACGAAGUGCUGAGCUUGUUCAAGACUAGACACCUGCCAAACUUGACCGAUGUUGAGUUCGAAGGCAACAAGAUCCAGGCCCCAAAGUCCCUUCCAUGGUAUCCUAACGAGUACGCCUGGCAACUAGACGUCCCAAAGACGGUUAUCAGAAAGAAUGAACAGUUUGCAAAGACCCAGAGGUUCCUAGUGGUCGAGAACGCUGUCGGUAACAUCUCAAGACAGGAAGCUGUCUCGAUGAUUCCUCCAAUCGUGUUAGAGGUCGAACCACACCAUACUGUGCUGGAUAUGUGUGCUGCUCCAGGUUCUAAGACCACGCAAAUGAUUGAAGCAUUGCACAAGGACACCGACGAGCCAACUGGUUUCGUGGUCGCCAACGAUGCUGACUCUCGUAGAUCUCACAUGUUGGUCCACCAAUUGAAGAGACUGAACAGUGCUAACCUUAUGGUUGUGAACCAUGAUGCUCAAUUCUUCCCACGUAUCAUAUUGUCUGAUGAACCAUCCAAGAAGAAGGCCCAAUUGAAGUUCGACAGAAUCCUUUGUGAUGUCCCAUGUUCUGGUGACGGUACUAUGAGAAAAAAUGUCAAUGUCUGGAAGGACUGGAAUACUCAAGGUGCUUUAGGCCUACACACUGUUCAAUUGAACAUUCUAGACAGAGGUUUGCACUUGCUGCAAAAUAACGGUAGAUUAGUCUACUCCACAUGUUCAAUGAACCCAAUUGAAAAUGAAGCUGUUGUCGCUGAGGCUCUAAGAAGAUGGGGUGACAAAGUCAGACUAGUUGACUGUAGCGAAAAGUUGCCAGGCCUUAUCAGAUCUCAAGGUAUCACUCAAUGGCCAGUUAUCGACAGAAACAUGGAAGAGAGAAAGAAGGAAGACGAAGGCAUGAUCAACAGUUGGUUCCCACCUUCUGAAGAGGAAGUAUCCAAGUUCCACCUAGAGAGAUGUAUGAGAGUUUAUCCUCACCAACAAAACACCGGUGGUUUCUUUAUCACAGUCUUUGAAAAGGUUGUUGAGGAAGAAGAAGAAGUUGAAGAGCCACAACAAAAGAAGGUCAAGCUUGAUACUCAAGCUCCAGUCAAGAAAGAGAAGCUACCAAGAGAUGCAAAUGAAGAGCCAUUUGUUUUCAUUGACCCUAACCAUGCUGCCCUACAGACUUGCUGGAAGUUCUAUGGUAUUGAUGAUAAGUUUGACAAAACUGCAUGCUUAGUUAGAAAUGCCACUGGUGAACCAACCAGAGUUGUUUACACCGUUUGCUCAGCUCUAAAGAACAUUAUUCAAAGGAACGAGGACAGACUGAAGAUUAUUUACUCUGGUGUGAAACUGUUUGUAUCUCAGAGAAGUGAUAUAGAGUGCUCUUGGAGAAUUCAAAGUGAGUCUCUACCAAUUGUCAAGCACCACAUGCAAUCAGACAGAAUUGUUAAGGUAAAACCUGAGCUUUUGAAGUUAUUGUUAGUAGACUCUUUCCCAUCUUUUGAAAUGAUUCAAAAUGAACAUAUUGAUGACGAUUUUGUCGAGAAGAUGAAGGAGAUCAGCUCCGGUUGUGCCUUUAUCGAAGUUAUCAGAGAUGAUGAAAACAAGGAAAACCUAUUCUUGCCACUAUGGAAGGGUAACAGAAACGUCAACUUGAUGGUCUGUAAGGAGGACACGCACGAACUUCUAUAUAGAGUCUUCGGUAUUGAAACUACUGCAAAGGAUAAUCCAAAGGCUCAAGCCCAAAAGAAUGCUGCUGAAAAGAAGUCUGAACAGGAUUCAGAAAAAGAAUCAGAGAAGGAAUCCACUGAACCAGCUGUUGAAGCUUAA
Molecule: messenger RNA, 2019 nt
Organism: Nakaseomyces glabratus
Lineage: Eukaryota; Fungi; Ascomycota; Saccharomycetes; Saccharomycetales; Saccharomycetaceae
Gene: NCL1
Product: tRNA (cytosine-C5-)-methyltransferase
Biological process (GO): tRNA methylation
Cellular component (GO): cytoplasm; nucleus
Molecular function (GO): tRNA (cytidine-N5)-methyltransferase activity; tRNA binding
Source: RefSeq, a predicted model, not a curated record